This is a messenger RNA of Anarrhichthys ocellatus (wolf-eel), 2506 nucleotides long. It is a transcript of the gene eif2b1, whose product is annotated as eukaryotic translation initiation factor 2B, subunit 1 alpha. Gene Ontology annotation, biological process: translational initiation. The coding region runs from base 296 to 1273 and encodes 325 amino acids. Gene Ontology annotation, molecular function: guanyl-nucleotide exchange factor activity; translation initiation factor activity. The transcript has 8 exons. Lineage: Eukaryota; Metazoa; Chordata; Actinopteri; Perciformes; Anarhichadidae. The record is from RefSeq and is a predicted model, not a curated record. Gene Ontology annotation, cellular component: eukaryotic translation initiation factor 2B complex.
GCGACACGUCAACACGCAGCUCUCAGCUCGUAACGCACUGCAACUCGGAGAAUAGUGACAAUACAACUUUCUACACAGACUGAGGAUUAUUCUCAGGCAGCUUUCAGAAAAGUGUAGCUGACAUUGUUGUUUUUUUUUUUUGUGUAUAAUUUGAUUCAAACGAAGGCUGCAGGAACACAGAGUCAGCAGAGUAUUUGGCAUGUGCCAAAAUAUUUGGGUCUGAUUGAAUUCAGUAAACAUUAUUUUGUUUUCACACUAAAGAGUGCAGCUUUUAGGCUCUCGUGUAGGUGUCAGGAUGAAUGAAGAAGAGCUGGUGGAGUAUUUCAGGGCUCAGAUGAGGACAGACCCGGACAUGGCCUCCGCUGUGGCGGCUAUCCGCACUCUGCUGGAGUUCCUCAAGAGAGACAAAGGUGAGACCAUCCAGGGCCUGAGGGAGAGCCUGACGUCGGCCACAGACUGCCUGACCGGAGUGGACUCGUCUGUGGCCGUGUCCUCUGGAGGAGAGCUCUUCCUGCGCUUCAUAAGUCUCACAUCGCUGGAGCACGAGGAUCUGUCUCGCUGUAAGAAGGUGAUGGAGGAGAGAGGAGAACUUUUUCUAGAGAAGAUCUCGAUGUCCAGGAACAAAGUGGCUAAACUCUGUCACACCUUCAUCAAAGACGGAGCUAAAAUCCUCACUCACUCGUACUCCAGAGUCGUCCUCCGGGUGCUUGAAAAAGCUGCAGCCGAGAAGAAACGCUUCUCUGUGUACGUGACGGAGUCACAGCCCGACUCAGCCGGGCGAGAGAUGGCGGACGCCCUGAGAAAGCUCAACGUCCCGGUAACAGUGGUCCUGGAUGCAGCUGUCGGGUAUGUCUUGGAGAAAGUAGACCUAGUUAUUGUUGGAGCGGAGGGAGUCGUUGAGAGCGGAGGGAUCAUCAACAAGAUCGGCACGUAUCAGACGGCCGUGUGCUCCAAAGCUCACAACAAGCCCUUCUACGUCGUAGCAGAGAGCUUCAAAUUCGUCCGCAUCUACCCGCUCAACCAACAGGACGUGCCCGAUAGAUUUAAGGUAAGAAACGACAGAGGAUGCCUUUGUUUUGUUCUAUUUUCUUUACUAACGUUCUGCUGGCCUCCGCAGUACAAAGCGGACACGCUGAAGACCGUGAAGAACCUGUCGGAGGAGCAUCCCAUGAUCGACUACACGCCUCCGUCCCUCAUCACACUCCUCUUCACCGACCUGGGAGUCCUCACCCCGUCUGCCAUCAGCGACGAGCUCAUCAAGCUUUAUUUAUAAUUCAAUAAAAAAAAUCCAUUUUAUCACAAGGUAAACAAAUGUCUCAGCGUUUAAUUGAAUGCAACACAGCUGCUCACAGCUCCCCGUCCCCCGACGCUCCUCCUGCGCUGUGUUUGGAGUUUAUUCCGCUCGUUAUCUGCUUCUCAAAGUCCUCCUCUGUGAUUUGUCCUUUCUUCAGCCUCUUGAGGAUGCGAGUGUCUUUUAAAAGCUCCUUCGCGUCUUCGUCCUCCACGUCAGAGCCCUGCAGACACGGAACAAAUACAAUGAGGAGUCGUGAAUAAAUCCAAACAUCUGAUGUCUCAUCAGCAGAUUUAAAAAUGAAAGAAAUACCUCCUCGAGCUUCCUCUUGGCGGAUCUCUUCUUCCUGCGUUCGCUCUUGGUCUUCUGUUUGGACCAAGGUUUAUUCUUGAUGUAGUUCCUUUUAGGCAAGGGCGUCACCACUUUCUCCUUCAGCUCGGCGAGCAUCUUCUGCCUCUGAUUCUCCCGGUUCUUGUCCUUGUAGCGGAUGGUGUCCGUGUCCAGCGUCGUCCUGGUGAAACCGGGAAUCUUCUUCCCCUUCAGCUCGGGCAUCUUGGGCAUGCGGAGGAGGGCGAAGCCGCGGGCCAAGGUGGCGAAGUUCAGAUCUAGACGGAGGAAAAGGUGCAGCGGCUGAAAGGUUAACAUCUGUGCUUCGUGAAGAACUGCAGAGAAGAUGUGAAGUGGCUGUUUUUUGUUCACCUUUGAGCCUGAAGAUGAGGCUGCACUCGUGUUUGGCGUAGGCCUGGACGAACGACACGAAGGCUCUCAUGCCGCGGUCGUACAUGGCUCGGUCCGCCAGAGACAUGGCCUUCACUUUAGGCAGCAUGUCCAUAACCUCACCUGUGAGGACCAUCUUCUGGAGGGGACACUGAGGACACGACAAGAGACCAAUUCAUCGUUCUGUGGUAAUACAACAUCAGCAGUAUAUGGACCCAACCAGGAGUAGACUUGAUGGGUUUAGAGAAGUUUUUGCAAACUCACUUUCUGGUUGAUGGACAGAAAGUUGACGUAGGAUUCCUCCAUCGGCAGCAGGAAGACGAGGGCGUUGCCAUGAUUGCCGAUACGAGCUGUACGUCCACAUCGAUGCACAAACGCACUGAGACAAAAUAAGGAUAAAUAAAAACCACAAUAAAUAUUUAUUUCUAGGCAUUUGUUACAUUAUGUGUUAAGUUAGGAAAGCAAUGUUGUCUUACACAUAAAAAGAGAUCCCAGUCA